Molecule: messenger RNA, 584 nt
Organism: Saccostrea cuccullata (small rock oyster)
Lineage: Eukaryota; Metazoa; Mollusca; Bivalvia; Ostreida; Ostreidae
Product: C-type lectin domain family 17, member A-like
Exons: 5
Coding region: 45-527 (160 amino acids)
Molecular function (GO): signaling receptor activity
Source: RefSeq, a predicted model, not a curated record
UGGUUUAUAUUCGUUUUGAAUAUUAGUUCUCGGAUUUGAUCAGCAUGCAAUUUAAUUAUAUUUUAGGUUUUGCUGCUGUGCUUUGGGGUUUUGAAGGGGUAAACUGCGUGGGUUGUCAGCCGGGUUGGAAUCAGUUUCAGAAUAAAUGUUACUGGUUCAGUCACACUACAAGACCAUGGGGUGAGGCUGAGGCUAUAUGUUUAGGUUUUCAGUCUAAAUUGGCAGAACCGAGGACACAUGCAGAGUCAGCAUAUCUUAUUAGUCAUUUUCAAAGUCUUCAUGACGCCAGAUUUUAUUGGAUUGGAAUCUCAGACUUGAUAGAAGAAGAUCGCUGGAUUUAUUCUUCUGACCAGCAACCCAUCGCCGUGAACGACUUUUACCCUGGUGAGCCUAAUCAACAUACAGAUGCAAAUUGUGCAGCAUUGUGGGAUACCGGGCAUGGUAAAUGGGCCGAUGAGCCAUGUGGACACGUUUUUAGAUUUGUAUGCGAAGCGGAGUUUGACGAAGGUGGUGAUAUCCUUGGAUAAAUGCGACUCUGUUCUUUUUGUGGUGUGUCAGAUAUUAUAAUAAAGAAUCAUAUAGUA